UAUAUCUGUGUUCACAGACGACAGGAAACUCAGUGGUCUUCCGCAUACUAGGAUCGUCAUGAGCCAAACAGCACAGAUGGAGCGAGAACCUUUCGCUGACGAGAAGGCACCUUCCCUUGUCCAAAACACAGAUUGUAACGAUGCGGACUCAGAGCUUAUAUGGCAUACGACUCAAAACUACAAGCGCCAGUGCAGUGCUUUGCGCUCAAAGAUCCUUGGUUUUGCAUGUAUUUUCAGUCUUGCGUUGCUCUUGCAUUGCUUCUGGCCAUCUCCUACAUCCAGUGACUUCCCCACUCACGAGAGUCAGAGGUUACUUGCUAUUGAAGAUGAGAUGUGUCCACAAGUCUCUGCUAUCAUACCUUCGAGCCAUGCGUCACUGAUCGACACUCUCGAUGAGGAGUACGGAACCGAAAAGUUCAAACUAAAGGCAUACGAGUCACUAGGAGGCGCCGUAAGGAUUCCGACUGUGUGCUAUGACGAUCUUGGCACUCCAGAAGAGGACCCGCGGUGGGAGAUAUUCAAUGACUUCCAUACUUACAUCGAACAGCGUUUCCCAAAGGUCCACGCCACUCUACAGCAAACCAAGGUUGCGACCUACGCACUUGUCUAUCACUGGCAAGGAACGGACACGUCUUUGAAGCCCCUUCUCUUGGCCGCGCAUAUGGAUGUAGUUCCCACAAACGCUGCGACUGAAUCGGACUGGAUUAACCCCCCUUUCUCGGGGUAUUAUGAUGGUGAGUGGAUUUGGGGACGAGGCAGCUGCGACGACAAGCCUGGAGUCAUUGGCAGCAUGACUGCCAUCGAAACUCUCCUUGAGCAAGGUUUCAAACCUACAAGAACCGUCAUCUUGGCUUAUGGCAUCGACGAGGAGCGCGGCGGGCCUACUGGCGCUGCCGCAAUUGGAGAAUAUCUUGUAAAGACCUAUGGAGAAGAUUCCAUCUCAAUGAUUGUCGAUGAAGGAGGAGGAUACUCUGACGAGAGCGGCACUAUCUUUGCUACUCCUGCGGUUGCUGAGAAAGGGUACUUGGACGUUCGCGUGGACGUUCUCACACCUGGAGGACACUCGAGCAGACCUCCCAAACAUACUGGCAUUGGUAUCCUCGCCAGCGUUGUCACCGAGCUGGAGGCGAACCCACACGUCCCGAAGCUUGCACGCGACCGAACCUACUAUCAGGGUUUACAGUGCAGGGCAAAGUAUGAUGUUGGGUUCCCCUCUGAUAUGCGCAAACUUGUUAUCGAAUCGCAGACCAGCGACGAGAAGUUGCAUGAGCUGGAGACAAAGCUUGAUGAUUUCGACCCAGCAUACUCUGCUUCAGCAGGUACAACUCAGGCCAUCGACAUUAUCUAUGGUGGCGUUAAAAUCAACGCACUGCCAGAAGCUGUUUACGCCAUUGCAAACCACAGAAUCGCAGACCACAGCUCUGUUUCUGAACUUCAAGACCGAUUUGCAAGCAUCGUCGCACCUGUUGCGGCCAAGCACAACAUGUCUCUUAAUGCGUUUGGGAAGCCAAUCGGCCUUGAGGCACCUACGUGGGGUCUUGUGAAGGUUUCAGAUGCAUUCGGUUCAGCAUUAGAACCCGCACCUGUUACCCCAACUACCGGAAGCGGGCCAUACAAACUGCUCUCGGGCACCGUCUUGUCCACGCUGCAGACCAACCUCCGUACAGACGACUUCCCUGAUGUUUCUGUCGUGUCACCUGGCCUUUCCUUAGGAAACACGGACACAAGGCAUUACUGGAGCCUUACCAAACACAUUUUCCGAUAUGGCCACCGUGGUGCCGCUGAUGGCUAUAAUGGUGCGCAUACCAUAAAUGAAGCUAUCAGAGCAGAGGGCUUCUUGGAACAAAUUCGGUUUUUUACGAGGUUGAUCCUAAACGUUGACGAAACUGACCUCCUGGAGUGAAUCUAAGUGCGGUGAUCUAGGAAGAUGGAAAGGGUAGGAUCUAGAAAUAGCCCCUAUGUCGCUUGCAAUUGUCAUUCCCCGCGGUCGUCGUGUGUGAUCAAGGGCUUCUAAGGGUAAUUUUAGUAUGUAACUAUCAUGUAAGAUGGCAGUCAUGUAUCGGUUUUAAGCUCAUGGAAUAAACAAAUAAACAAAUU
Molecule: messenger RNA, 2097 nt
Organism: Suillus clintonianus
Lineage: Eukaryota; Fungi; Basidiomycota; Agaricomycetes; Boletales; Suillaceae
Exons: 12
Coding region: 59-1903 (614 amino acids)
Cellular component (GO): fungal-type vacuole lumen
Molecular function (GO): metallocarboxypeptidase activity
Source: RefSeq, a predicted model, not a curated record